Molecule: messenger RNA, 1032 nt
Organism: Sparassis crispa
Lineage: Eukaryota; Fungi; Basidiomycota; Agaricomycetes; Polyporales; Sparassidaceae
Exons: 11
Coding region: 1-1032 (343 amino acids)
Biological process (GO): glycerol transmembrane transport; water transport
Cellular component (GO): plasma membrane
Molecular function (GO): glycerol channel activity; water channel activity
Source: RefSeq, a predicted model, not a curated record
AUGUCGCCCUCUCUCAAGGAGCAGGAGUUUCCUACCUCUUUCUCUUCCAAGAUGCAGUCCACUCAACACUUGGAAAAAUCAGACUCCGUAGAUGGUACUGCUUCCUCCGUCAAUGAUUCCGCUUUCUUUACCAAACACCGUUACAAGUGGUUAAGGAUUAGAGAACUCCUCAGACAGCCCGCUGCAGAGUUCUUUGGCACGAUGAUCCUGAUCAUUUUCGGUACCGGGGUAGACUGUCAAGUUGUACUUUCCAGUAACACGAAGGUCGCGGCGUCGCCCAAAGGAGAUUACCUGGCUCUUGCUACGGGAUGGGCGGUCGGUACUGCCCUCGGCGUGUGGUUUUCCGCCGGAAUAUCUGGUGGACACAUCAAUCCCGCUGUAACGAUAGCCCUUGCAACGUUCCGGGGCUUCCCGUGGCGCAAAGUUCCCGUGUACAUUUUUGCGCAACUUAUGGGGGCGCUGUGCGGUGCCGGGAUUGUGUACGCAAAUUAUAUCCACGCUAUUGACCUCUACGAGGGUGGUCGGUCGAUUCGGACAGUUCCAGGGACUGCUUCCCUGUUCUCGACCUACGCUGCGCCAUACAUGACCCCCGUCUCUGCGUGGUUUGAUGAGUUCGUCGGCACAGUGUGUCUCUUAUUCGUCGUUUGCUCUGCCACCGACCCUAAAAAUGGACCCCCUCCGGCGGGAUUGCUGCCCCUCGUAUUGUUCAUCGCAGUGCUCGGAAUUGGUAUUGCGCUCGGCAUGCAGACAGGUUACGCUAUUAAUCCUGCCCGCGACUUCGGGCCUAGAUUGUUGACUGCGAUGGUUGGCUAUGGCAAGGAAGUCUUCACAUUCAGGCAUCAGUAUUGGCUCUGGUGUCCCAUCAUCGGCCCUAUCGUAGGCGCGCUUGUGGGCGUAUUCAUCUACGACAUGUUAAUAUACACUGGGUCGGAUAGCAUUCUCAGUAGAACGUACAAGGCUGCGGCUGUUCGUGAAGCCGCCGCGGAGGAUGAGCCGGAAGGGCCGAUAAUAGGCGUAGACGAAAUCGUUUGA